AUGGCAAUCCUAUUGGCCGUCUUGUCUGCGGCCGUGAGCUCUCAGCCAAUCACAGACACUCAGCGACUGUUCACAAUCGCAGUCAGCCGAGUCCAACACCUGCAUCUGCUGUCACAGCGCUACUUCAGCAACUUUGAGAACUCUCUGGGCCCGGAGGAGAAGCGACUGCUCAAUAAAGUUUUUCUGCAGGAUUUUUGUAACUCUGAUUACAUCAUCGGUCCCAUCGACAAGCAAGGAACCCAGAGCAGCUCUCUCCCUCAGCUCCUCCUCGUCUCCUUGCGUCUCAUUGAGUCCUGGGAGAUUCCGUUUCGUUCUCUCUCAGUUUUGUCCAGAGAUCAGAUCUACACCAAACUGUCAGAGCUGAAGAUUGGACUGGAUCUGCUGAUCAAGGCGAAUCAGGAGGAAACAUUUGUGGAAGAGGGCAUGGCUUUGGGCCCGUUUGAAGUCUAUGAUCAAAGGCUUUCCCCGGAUCAGAAUCUGCGACGAUGCUAUGAGCUGCUGGCGUGUUUCCGCAAAGACAUGCACAAGGUGGAGACUUAUCUGACUGUGGCCAUGUGCCGCCUGUCACCAGAGGCCAACUGUACGCUGUGA
Molecule: messenger RNA, 591 nt
Organism: Knipowitschia caucasica
Lineage: Eukaryota; Metazoa; Chordata; Actinopteri; Gobiiformes; Gobiidae
Source: the annotation of a GenBank genome assembly